This is a messenger RNA of Pyricularia oryzae 70-15, 3309 nucleotides long. RefSeq lists its product as uncharacterized. The coding region runs from base 1277 to 2878 and encodes 533 amino acids. The record is from RefSeq and is a predicted model, not a curated record. The transcript has 2 exons. NCBI's taxonomy places the organism in Eukaryota, Fungi, Ascomycota, Sordariomycetes, Magnaporthales, Pyriculariaceae.
GUACAUAUUCAUGUUGCACCUCGGGCCUAAACAAAAACAAGACAACCCGUGGGGUUAAGUUAAGGACGUUGUUUAAUAUGAAUGAUCUGAUCUUUAUUUGUGGCGCUGUCAAGGCAUUGCAAAAAUCCGCGUCCACCUUCCACUUGUUUGCCCCGGAGUGGGCGAGACUGGAGCACCAUAUAACGCCUUGGCGUCGCCAGAAAAACUUCCAAAUAUGGCGACAUCUAGAACCACGACAAGCAACCGAAACCAGCGACGUAGUAUUGCCAAUCGAACGUGGUGGAGAGUCGAGCGAUAUGAUCUUCAAAAAGUUCCAAAAGGCUCGUCAAUGGUCUUUUCAGCCCUGGGCGCAGGGGCCGUGCCCGACGAUUCAACGUGGUAAUUCUCUUCAAUGUCCCACCCCCAUAGUCCGGGUUGCAGGUUUCAAAACACUUCUCGCUGGCCCCCUUGACACCCUUGCUCCAAACUCGCCUCGUCCGGGCUAAAGGCUGGGCAUCUCUGGGCGGCGGACGGGAUUCUGGGGGCGUUGCUGUCGUCCAGUGUCUAGCCAAUGAUGCCCCAUCGUUGACGUUUAUGAUGGAAGUUUAAGAGGGAAAAAUACAACAAAAAAAGAGAGUAGUGGAGAGUGACGAAGAAAAAAACAAAAACAAAUUGUUUAUGGCGCAGUUGAUAAAACUCGUCUCCCCUUUCCUCAUUUUCAUCCCAAGAUUCUACUCCUGUAUAUGGUCUGGAUGCUGCAAACAUCCGGUCAGUGCCCUUUUCUUUUUACUGUACGACCUUGGACGAACGACGACAAACGAUAGCUUCCUCCUCGGCAACGAGGUUCUUCCCCAUAGCGCGGCCAGUAUUUUCUCACACCCUCACGCGUGCUCCGAUGUUGGGAUAACGACCUCACUGCCCGACCUUGACGGCAGGCACGCAGACUAAACCGGUAGUCUCCCGUGUCCCUCGGGCUUCUCGGGGCUGGCCGGCAGGAUUGCUGUCUAACCUAGGCUAUUCUCGGCUUACUAGACCAAGUCUUUUGUUCUCUAGACGGUUCUGCAUGGACGUGGACGGGGACAGCACAAGCAUCCGCCGCCCACGCCGACGCCGCAGAAGUGUCUGUAUCAGCAUCUCUGGCUUGAGCAGUGGUGCGCGGCACUUACAACAAACUAGGCACAGUAUCGACCUUUGAUAGGCUUGAAUCCUAUCGCAAAUAAAUAAAUAAAUUUUCAAAACAAGAGAAAACCAAGGAGACCUGGCUUUGGCGUGGCCUUUCAUCACGCACGUCUUGGCCAUGGCCCUGACCAUCAAGCACCUCAACGGCGACGCAUCCUUCCUUUUAACAUUUGAGCCCCUCGUCUCCGGUCCUCGCGACCACGAUGCUGCGAGCCCUUCUCCCUUCCGCAUACUGCUGGACCCUUGGAUCACAGGCUCAUCAACCAUCUUCCACUCCAAGAUAUCCGUUUCUACUCACAAGCAGCCGGCUUGCAUCUCCUCCUUGCAGGAGCUACCGGAACCCGAUCUCGUCGUCAUCUCGCAGCACAAGAGCGACCACUGCAACGAGGCCACCCUGCGACAGCUCCCCGCCUCUGGCACCAAGACUCUGAUCCUCGCCGAGCCAGCAUCGGCUCGCGUCAUCAAGUCGUGGAAGUACUUUGACCGCCAAAAGGUUCGCACAAUCCCGAAAUGGGGUGAGUCUACAGAGCAAGGUCGUCAGGCCGUAGUGCGCAUUCCAUUGCCGCCCUUGGUGGCUGGCGGUGAACCUGGCGAGGUCACGGUCGCUUUUAUCCCUCAGCGGAGAGACAUAUCCGGCCUGCACAGCGCCAUCGGCAUCACUUACCGCCCGCCCGGCACGACCGCUGGCGCCACUCAUAUCACCCACAGCGCUGCGUGGCCCUCUCGACCGCCCUCCAUUCGACGAGCUUUUCUCCACCCCCGAUCUGCCAGUCCCGCCCCGGGUCCUGGUCCUCAACCCAUGACAAAAUCCUCCAUUCUCACGCCACCCGAGACUCCAAACUCGUACCGUUCCAAUGCAUUCCCUCCAAUCGUCAAUGCCGGCGACUCCAUUCACCGCUACCCGACGCAGGCUCCGUUCGGACUGCCCCCGACUCCCACAUCUCUACGUUCCUCUCGGUCCACCUCCUCCCUUCAGCUUUCUCACCAGCUGUCGAGACUGUCCACAGCAGCAACGCAGGCCCCGCGAAGCCUCUCACUCCUUUACUCUCCGCACGGCAUCUCGACGUCGUCCCUCUCGUCCUACGUGACGUCCCACCUCGUCGCCGAGGCAGCCCUCCCGCUGACAGCCCUCCUGCACUGCUUCGACGCCGUCAGCAACCCCUGGUGGCUCGGUGGCAACAUCCUCCUCGGCGCGCCCGCAGGGCUCGAGACAGCCACCGCGCUCCGCGCCCGCGCCUGGGUUUCGGCCCACGAUGGCGAGAAGGAACUCAAGGGCAUCGCCACGGCCCUGCUCAAGACGAAACACUACCGCCGGGAGAACAUUGUCGAGGCCGUCAGCCCCGCACUGCAGCGGUACAUGCACCAGCAGACUGACGAGGCUGAGGUCGCGAGCAGCCGCGCGAGCAGCCGUCGCAGCUCCGUCAUCAGCAGCGAAGCCGGCGGUAGGGGCAGGCCGACCGAGGUGUUGGCGCUGGGCAUCGGCGAGCAGGUCGUCAUCUGCAACGACGGCGUGUGGAACGCAGAGGCCUCCGCGCCGCCGCCUCCUCCCGAACCGACGUGGGCACCCCCUCCUCCACCAACAAUGCAUCACCACAGACUGAUGCCGAGACCAAUCAGCCCAAUCGACUUUGAGGCGGCCAAUUUUGAUGGGUCUGUGCCGUCCAUCGAGAUUGAUGAUCUGGAUACAGCCAGGGGGCCUCAAUUCCGUGGCAUAUGUUGAUUCUGUCUCUUUAUUAUUUUUUAUUUUAUUUUUUCAACUCCCCUUCUCUCAAAAAGACCUGAGAGAGCCUUACGAGGUCCCUCUGACAGGCACGACUUUACCUGAAAUUGUGUUUCUUAAUGUUUUGUCUUGGCGUUGAGCGAACAAGGAUAUUUUUCUUCUCAUGUUGGUUCUGACAGUCCUUGUCUUUGACUGUCAAACUAUUGCGCAAGGCACUGGCUUGUAUAUUUUCCUUUUGUCUCUUCUACUUUUUUGAUGAUACCACCAUAUGCAGCACCACAGAUCUGGUCUGUUGCCUGUUUUUGAAGAUAUUGUUCUUUUUAGUGUCCUACUACAAGGUACUUUGCCAAAUUGUUUUGAGUUUUAUUUUUGGUCGGCUGAAUGAUAUCCAGGUGGACCGGACCUUAUAGAUGAAAGAAUACGAACCCAAC